Messenger RNA from Somion occarium, 2050 nucleotides. NCBI's taxonomy places the organism in Eukaryota, Fungi, Basidiomycota, Agaricomycetes, Polyporales, Cerrenaceae. The record is from the annotation of a GenBank genome assembly.
UGUUUUCCUUUCGUAUUGGAAUUGUCGCUCUCUCUAUCAUCGUCCUGUAAAGUAGUGAAACGGAGAGACGCUCUGUCUUACUCAAGCUAUAAGUAUACGCCCUGCUGAAUUUCUUAGGCUUCGAACUAGACUGGAUCUGCGUUUGUGAAGGUAGGCAAAGUCUCUGUCAUUCCUUUAUGGCUUUCGCUGAUGAGAACACAUGUACAAGGCCGGUUACAUUUCCCUAAGAACACAUCUGACCAAGGCAUGUAGGUUAAAUGUAUGUAUUCACGUAAGUUAACAACAAUCAUUCCUGUAUUCUAGCCGCAUAUUCCCGUUCGAACUUCAAAGGGUGAAAGGUUCCGGACUCACGUUAUAGAGGCAGCUUCUAAACCUUAUAAUGCGCGGCGCUUCUGACAUGUGGAUCAGCCCGUAGCGUCGUAACGCCGUGCUAUUUCAACCAUUUGACUACUUGAUAACAGCGAGCUUUCUUUUCCACUUCACUCUGGAGCGUUGCUGGACAGUCUUGUGUCUGUCUCUGAGCCAGUGUCUAAUAAUAAGGGCGACGCAUAUACUCAGGUGCGUGGUUGAAGUUGUCAAGGAAAAGGAUAUGCUUGCCGCUCACGCGACAGUAGUUCCACUCUCGCAUUGCUCAUCAUCAUGCUUGCCCUUCCAGGUCCACCCGGCUGGACUCCAGAGCCAUUCUCUUACCAUUACACUCCCGCACCUCCCAUUUUUCCCGUCGAGGUCUUCGAACGCAUCAUCGACUUCUGCGCGCACCCAGCCAACCUCCCUAACGCCCUCAGCGAUUCUCGAGCCACGCUCAGAAUCUGGGCUCUCACUUGUACAGCUCUGCUUCGACGAAGUCGUUAUCACCUCUGGCGGGAGAUCCGUCUCAGGGAUGCAGAAGAAGUGAACGCCCUCGUUCGAACGUUACGUAACAACACGCAUAUACACACAUUCAUACGGUUCCUCGACGUGUGGCUCGACGCGCCCUCCUCGAUCUUUACCUCGCUUAUGAUCGCCAAACUUCCUCAUCUGCAGUAUAUCCAUAUCAGCGGUGAACGACCGCUUCGUCAUAAAGACUUCUUCCCAACUAUGAAGCAAUUCAAGACUGUGACUAUGCUCUGGAUCUCGUUUCGUAUACAAGCCCAGCAGCUAAUGAGGCUGCUGUGUUGUUUUCCGAAUCUUCAGUUCCUGAGAUUGGAUGGGGAAGAUGAUUGUUACGCACCGAUACCUCGAGCCAAACAUUAUGCACCCAAGUUCCAACUGGAGUGUCUACAGUUCAAGUUUUCCUCUCGUGAGAGUCAGAUCAAGGCUUGGAGAUACGUCCUUCGGUGUCUUGCGGAUGCGCCUGGCUGCUUGAAUUCAUUGAAGAUUUUGGAUUUGGAUUUCCAUGAUACCUGGGACGGCAUGCAUUUCGAUAUGGAGCGUAUCUCGUUCAUCCUGUCCGCUGCUCACGCGACACUUGUCGAAGUCGUAAUUACACAUUCGCAUGACUGGAAUACCGAGGACCAGGGAGAGAACUUUCCAAACGCAAUCAACUUCCUAUCGUUCAGUGACAACGCAGCCUUACGCCGACUUAUCAUCCGAUUCGACUGGAUUGGACAAAAGGACUUGUCUGGACUUUUGCAAGUCUUGGAAACCAUCCCUGCUGGCGUUUUGGAAUGUCUAGCCAUGGAGUUUAGGAAGAUGUCCCUGCUCGAGAUCGAUUCACUUUGGUGGCAAGAUCUGGAUAAGUUGUUAUGCAGUGACCGCUUCAAGUCAUUGCAUUCAGUCGAAUUGAGUUAUUCUGAUGGCAAAUUCGCAGAAGUGUUGACUGGGUUGAAGGCAAAAGGGAUUUUGAGACUUGCUCUGCCGUCUAAUUUACCGGUUGGUCGUUGGAUGCGUCGUCGUGAUUUCUGGUUGUGAGGUGCCGAUGACCAGUACGUAUAUGUCACGACGAGUUGUCAAUAUAACAUCUGUACCGUCAAGGGUCUCGUCAUAUUGAUAAAGAUGUAUGACCAUCACGAACAGAAUGUAACUUUCCGAGUACAUCUGUUCAUUAGAUCAGAGAAGCGUUGUAACCUGG